AUGAUCGACGGCGCUGCCUUCAAAGCAGAUGAACGAAAUCCGGAAAUUCUGGAUGAUUGGCCGCUUCAUCAGACCACCGCCGUGAAGACCCGACUCGUUGUUGGAGCAUGCUGGCACGGACGACAACAGGCGAUGGCACAACACUUCAAAGGAUCGCUUUCGGCUGUGUAUCUUCUCGUUGGAGAAACUGAAAGUCAAUCAGCCAUCGAGUGUGCGCAUCGCUGUCCUGAACAACUGCAGUACACGGGAAUGGAUGAAAUCAUCGAGGGACAGAGCGUCACCUUCGGUAUCGAACAGUCCAGCGUCACCGUGAAAGCAGCGAGUGAGGAGGAGAUCACUAAAAUGCUGCGCCGGAUCUCUUAUGUGAACACGCAAGAGAAACCGAUUCCUGGACAUCGACCAUGGAUUCUGACCACGACCGUCGAAUGUUCACAAGGAAAGCAGCUAACCCUACCUGCUGUCAAGGGAUACGUGUUUGUGGAACGCGAACCUGAGCCAGUGCUAUCUCUUUCGGGUUCCGUAACCCUGGAUGUUGAUCAGCAUUCUGUCAAAGUUGGUACACCAAUGAUCUCGGAUAUUCAAAUCACCGUCAGUCAAACCGGAGCCAACGGUGAAGUGAAGGAUGUGACAUCAAAGCACGUGCUCGAUUAUUGUAAGGUGCAUCUGAAGCCGUCACGAGACAUGGAUCUCGAGUACUUCUCAUCGCCAGCGUCACUCAUCGCCUCUCUUCAGAUCGAUUUCGAACACGAUAAAGAGGGCAUUCUGCUUCGUGGCGAGGAAAGCGUAAAAGGCUACCGUGAAGUCUUGUCGAAGAUUCACUACUUCAACACAAGACCGGACACCUACAGUAAACGUAUUUAUACUGUACAGUGCGCUAUGCUUAAAGGACGAGUGCACAGCAAUGAGCUGGUGAUUACGAUGACGAUCAGGCCGUCGACUUCCGAUGCGCCGGCAGCGUCCAUUUCGUCUACCGAGAAUUUCGACAGCUUGGAUAUGCUGGAGAGGCAUUUCGAGCCGUCCUUCGAUCAACUCGGCAGCAAUCGCCUCCAGAACAUUCUCGAAAUGGACCUGCCCCGACCGAAGGCACUGCUCUCACAUCACGGCUACGAAGUGGGACAAGGCGCUAUCGCAGGUGGUGCAGUGGCCGUUGUCGUGGUCAUUUGUGUCGGAUUUCUUCUUGUACUUCUCGUGAUUGGCGUGCUGAAAAUGAGAGACACACCUUUGCCGCGUCGACGAAAGAACAAACGACAGGAUGACGGUAUGGCAUGGGAUGACUCAGGAAUGAACAUCACAGUGAACCCACUGGACGAUGUGGAGAAAAACGUCGUCGAGGACGAGUUCAGUGAGGACGACGAAAGCACUGACGGAGAAGAAAGUGAUGGAUCGUUCCGGGAAGAGGAGGAGCUGUCCGAUGAGGAGGUUGAACCAGAAGUACUACCACAUCUGGACGGUCAACGCAACACACUGGAAUGGGACGACGACGCGGUCAUGGCCACAACAAAUACCCGCUCUUAUAGGGUAUGA
Molecule: messenger RNA, 1524 nt
Organism: Ostertagia ostertagi
Lineage: Eukaryota; Metazoa; Nematoda; Chromadorea; Rhabditida; Trichostrongylidae
Source: the annotation of a GenBank genome assembly